GGUAAUGGACCAUCAGGUAUCAGUUUAUCUUAUAUGCUCUCCGGAUAUCGCCCAUACUAUAACUACAGCAGCAGCAGCAGUAGCAACCAUGACAAAAACAGCAGCAGCAGCAGCAACAACAGUCGCCAUCCAAACGAAUUGCUCCAUGCAAGGAUUAUGAACAUGACACUAGAAUCUAGAGAAAAUAUUCUAGAACAGGAUCUCGGCUUGCUAUCAGAGGGUCUCGAAGGAAGAUCAACCAAUCCGGUUGCGCUGCUGUUCGACGCUUUGACCAAUCCGAACGCAGAUCUCGGUAUGCCACGCCCACCUGCGAUUGACUGGCAUUUUGAUUGGACGGCUAAAUAUGUACCCCACGUUGUUAUUGGUAAGGCAAUGCCAGGUGGAACUUGGCAGACGAUGGAAAAAACAAUGAAAUCAUUGAGCAUAAGCUCCUUGCUACAGUUACCCGGCCUACCAAUCGACGAUUGGUUACUUAAGCACAGGUUGUUAUUAUUAUUUUUGGCCUCAGUAGAUGAAGCUUGCCAGUACUUUCUCGAUUUCAUUGACGUCAACAAACUCUCAAAAAAUUUUCUCAAUUUUCAUUUGGUUACCAAAGUUCAAAAAGUACUUGCGCACUCUAAGAAAUAUUUAUGGGAAGUCACAGGCAUUGAUUCGACAGGGCGACCCUUUUGCUAUCGGGCCCCACGUCUCGUCUUGGCUACAGGGUCAUCCGAUCGUCCAAACAGGCUGGGUGUGAAUGGAGAGUCCCUGCCAAAUAUCCUCCACUCCCAUGCGGAAUUCGAAACUUUCAUCAACUCCAGAUUAGCAUCCGGAAGAGGAAAGAGAUGCAACAGCUCCUGCCCUGUCAAUGAUUUCGUGAAUACUCAUCCCAUCGUCAUCGUCGGAUCCGGAUUAAGUGCCGCAGACGCAGUUUUAUACGCCCUGGAUCGCCAGAUCCCUGUGAUCCAUAUCUUCAGGAGCGAUUUCGAAACGCUGAAUAAAAUUUACUCCAAUCUCUCUCCCGUCAUCUACCCGGAAUACACGAGGGUCUAUGAUCUAAUGACGCAAAAAGUGGUACUGAAUGGUCUCUACAAGAGCUACCCUGGAGUGGAGAUCUUAGGUUUCACUAGGAAUCAUCAGGUAGAAGAGGGCUUUACGUUCGAUGUAUAUGGUUCAUUGUGUGUACCUGAAUGUGACCAGGAACAGAGCUUAACAAUCCAGGCCUCCUUGGUCAUAAUUCUGAUCGGAUCCCAGCACAACCUCUCAUUCCUAGACGAUGAAAUCCUGAAGAAUCUUUACAAAACUCCCAAACUACUAAUUGACGUUAACCCCGUAACUUACCAAAGUAACCAGCACCGCGGGCUUUACGCCAUGGGUCCCCUUGUUGGGGAUAACUUUGUGAGAUACCUAGGCGGGGGUGCCAUGGGGAUUGCCUCCCAUAUCAUUAAAGAUUUAUCCGUGUAG
Helobdella robusta is the source of this 1443-nucleotide messenger RNA. RefSeq lists its product as hypothetical. The record is from RefSeq and is a predicted model, not a curated record. Lineage: Eukaryota; Metazoa; Annelida; Clitellata; Rhynchobdellida; Glossiphoniidae. The transcript is spliced from 9 exons. The annotation marks the transcript as partial.